This is a messenger RNA of Linum tenue, 1056 nucleotides long. The record is from the annotation of a GenBank genome assembly. Lineage: Eukaryota; Viridiplantae; Streptophyta; Magnoliopsida; Malpighiales; Linaceae.
AUGGUUGAAGCGAUAGAUGCGCCACUACCUCCGACGUCGACCACACCACAAGUCCAAGAUAUCUCCCUUCACGGCGACGACCCACCGCCUCGUUACAUCGUCAGAGAACUCCCCGACCUAUCCCCGCCGUCAACCACCAUCCCAAUCAUCGACCUCAGCCGACUCCUCUCCGGCGACGAAGACGGCGGCCGGGAAGAGCUAGGGGAGCUCAAAGCAGCUCUCACCUCCUGGGGUUGUUUCCAGUUGAUUGGACACGGGAUCCCAGGUGAACUCCUAGACGAAGUGCAGGUAUCAGCCAAACAGUUCUUCCGACUCCCGUCGGAAGAAAAACAGAUGUGCUUCCGACCGGAAGACGACGUAGAAGGAUACGGCAACGACCCAAUUCUAUCCGACAAGCAGAUCCUCGAUUGGAGCGACCGUCUGUUGCUAAAGCUCGUCCCGGAGGACACCAGGAAACUCCAUCUCUGGCCCACCAACCCCACCCAGUUCAGGGAAGUGGUGAGCGGAUACUCCGACGAGCUAAAGCGGAUCGUUGAGGCACUGAUGAAGGCGAUGGCGAGGUGUGUCGGUCUCGAGGAGGACUGCUUCCUAAAGCAGUAUGGAGGCAAGGAGAUGAUGAUGUCAAGGUUCAACCACUACCCGGUUUGCCCCCGACCCGACGUGGUUCUCGGGGUCAAAGCUCAUUCGGACGGGUCAGGCGUAACGGUUCUGCUGCAAGACGAUAAAGUGGAGGGCCUCCAGAUCUUGAAGGAGGGUCGAUGGUAUGGCGUGCCCAUCAUUCCCCAUGCGCUUGUUGUCAACGUCGGCGAUCAAAUGCAGAUAAUGAGCAAUGGGAUAUUCAAGAGCCCAAUGCACAGGGCCGCAGUGAGUGCAACGAGGGAGAGAUACUCACUGGCAGUGUUUCACUUGCCGGAUCCAGAAGUUGAGAUUGGGCCGGCCCAAGAUUUGGUGACCAAGGAACUGCCCCAACAAUACAGGAACCUCAAGAACUACUCUGCCAUCAACUUUGAUUGUUUCCAAAAGGGUGAAAUUGCUCUUGACUCGGUCAAAAUAUGA